Messenger RNA from Coregonus clupeaformis (lake whitefish), 945 nucleotides. RefSeq names its product catechol O-methyltransferase domain-containing protein 1. The transcript has 7 exons. The coding region runs from base 60 to 803 and encodes 247 amino acids. Gene Ontology annotation, molecular function: S-adenosylmethionine-dependent methyltransferase activity; O-methyltransferase activity. The record is from RefSeq and is a predicted model, not a curated record. Lineage: Eukaryota; Metazoa; Chordata; Actinopteri; Salmoniformes; Salmonidae.
UCACUCAAUACACUCUCUUUGGUGUUCUCUCUAUAUAGCUGAAUAGACACACUUCCAAAAUGGCUCCAGAUAUCAAGAUGUAUUUCUGCGUAUGGCUUGUUCUUGCACUAACAGGCACAGGAUUAGGAUCUGCCCUGCCAGGUAAGAGCCACAGUGGAGGGAAGAACGACCCAGUGUUGCAGUAUGUCGUGAACAACUCAUUGAGAGAACAUCCUGUCAUGACCAAACUCAGACUGAAAACCCUUGAGGACCCAUGGAGCAUCAUGCUGGUUGCUAGUGAACAAGCACAACUGAUGGCAAAUCUGGCCAAACUGAUCAAUGCCAGCAAAACCAUUGAAAUUGGGAUGUACACGGGGUACAACACCCUGAACAUGGCCUUGGUUGUACCAGAGAAUGGUCAAGUGGUAGCGUGUGAAAUAGACAACGAAUACGUGGACAUCGCUAAACCUUUCUUUAAAGAGGCCGGAGUCGAGGAUAAAAUUAAUGUCCGUCUUCAAAUGUGUAUAAAAACACUGGAUGAGUUGAUAGCUGCUGGGGAAGCUGGCACCUAUGACUUUGUGUUCAUCGAUGCGGAUAAACGGAACUAUGACAGAUAUUACGAGAAGUCUCUUGAGCUUGUGAGACAAGGGGGCAUCAUUGCCAUCGAUAAUGUACUGUGGAGUGGUAAAGUGGUGAACCCUGCUCCUGAUGACCUGAUCUCCCAGGCUCUGGACAAGCUCAACAAGAAACUCCACACAGACCAGAGGAUCGAUCUGAGCAUGCUCACUGUGGGCGAUGGACUCACCCUGGCCAUCAAACGUUAACGACAACCCAUGCUAACUCAUGCUAACCCAUGAUGACUCAUGCUUAACCCAUGCUUACUCCAAACCCAUUGUGAUUUAUUUGAGAUUUAUUGGAGAUGUGGUAAACAUGAAGGGCUGGAAUAAAUAAAUUGUAUUUACUGUA